Messenger RNA from Talpa occidentalis (Iberian mole), 2941 nucleotides. It is a transcript of the gene CCND3, whose product is annotated as cyclin D3. Gene Ontology annotation, molecular function: cyclin-dependent protein serine/threonine kinase regulator activity. NCBI's taxonomy places the organism in Eukaryota, Metazoa, Chordata, Mammalia, Eulipotyphla, Talpidae. Gene Ontology annotation, cellular component: cytoplasm; cyclin-dependent protein kinase holoenzyme complex; nucleus. The transcript is spliced from 7 exons. The record is from RefSeq and is a predicted model, not a curated record. Bases 268 to 1083 code for a protein of 271 amino acids. Gene Ontology annotation, biological process: regulation of cyclin-dependent protein serine/threonine kinase activity; mitotic cell cycle phase transition; positive regulation of G1/S transition of mitotic cell cycle.
CUGCCCUGCUUUAAACUCGGGAUCCGCGGCGCCGCGACGGCUUUGUAAACACGCCGCGCCUGCUGGGUGGAGACUGGUUCUGUGGGGGAGCUUUGGGGAGGGGUGCACGCCCCUCUUUGCGGCUGGAGGUUGCGACCCUCCUCUCCUCCCCACACCUCGCCCAAGACUGGGACCAGAUGCGGCGAGAGAGACUGUCUGCUGUCAAGAUCGAUGCUACGGGGGGCUCACCUGCCUAGGAGGUCUAACAAGCUGACCAGGUGACCAGGAAUGAAGCCAAGCAGUAAACGGAGACACCGUAAUUUCAACAGCACAUACUUUAACCUGGACAUCAUAGGUCUUUGCUGGGGACAUCUUGAUGAUGAAGAGGAGGAGCAGGAGAGGGAAGAAGAGGAGGAAAGCAUGGUGUGUGAGGAGCAGCGCUGUGAAGAGGAAGUCUUCCCCCUGGCCAUGAACUACGUGGAUCGCUACCUGUCCUGCGUCCCUACCCGCAAGGCUCAGUUGCAGCUCCUGGGUUCGGUUUGCAUGCUGCUGGCCUCCAAACUGCGAGAGACUAAGCCCCUGACCAUCGAAAAACUGUGUAUCUACACCGACUACGCUGUCUCUCCCCACCAGAUGCGGGACUGGGAGGUGCUGGUCCUGGGGAAGCUCAAGUGGGACCUUGCCGCUGUGAUUGCCCAUGACUUCCUGGCCCUGAUUCUGCACCGACUGUCUCUGCCCCGAGACCGGCAGGACUUGGUCAGAAAGCAUGCCCAGACCUUUUUGGCCCUGUGUGCUACAGAUUACACCUUUGCCAUGUACCCGCCCUCCAUGAUCGCCACAGGCAGCAUUGGGGCUGCAGUGCAAGGCCUGGGUGCCUGCUCUACAUCCGGGGAUGAGCUCACAGAGCUGCUUGCUGGGAUCACGGGCACUGAAGUGGACUGCCUGCGGGCCUGUCAAGAGCAGAUUGAAGCUGCGCUCAGGGAGAGCCUCAGGGAUGCUGGCCAGACCUCCGGGAGCCCAGCGCCUAAAGCCCCCAGGGGCUCCAGCAGCCAGGGGCCCAGCCAGACCAGCACUCCCACAGAUGUCACAGCUAUCCACCUGUAGCCCGGGAGAGGCCCCCUCGAGUGGCCACUGAUAGCAGAGGAGGGGACAUUGCCACCCCCGUCCCUGCCUACAGAGUGAACCAUGCCACAUCUGAAGCCCGAGGGGGCUCCUUCCUAUUUGCCCCUCAUGAAGCCCAAGGGGUAGGUCCCACCUAUCCCUGUGGUGUGCACUAAAGGGCCUGGCUGGCUAUGUCUGGAUAGCUGGUCAGGCUCCUCUUCCCUUGUAUUUGACCAGCUCAGUUCCUUCCCAUUGUAGCUGGCUAUGUAUGGAUCAGGCUAGUCCGAGACAAAAUUCAACUACGUAAAAUACAUGCACCAGCAAUCCUUUUUGAGGCCCCUUUGACUCUGGGGCUCUCAUGUUCUCAACUGCCAAAAUGCCCCAGUGCCUUCUAAAGGUGUCGCACCUUCUAGAGUUACUGCAUUUGGAUAGGGGUCUUCCUGAAGAAAUUUCAGAUGUUCUGAUAGACACGUGUGAGGGGAAACAGUCUAGACAGCCUUUCUUAACACACUUUGCAGGCCCUGCGUAAUCCUGCUCACAGCUAUUCUUAGAGGGGCCAGCACCAAUCAAUUCCUCCUUGCUUUGCUUUCGGCUCAGCUUCUGUGUGAUUGAGGGAGGUAGUGCUGAAGGAAGAGGUAAUUUUAAUUUAUUGAUUGCUUUGAGUACAACUGUAAGAGGGCGUGGUGGGCCCCAUCUACCCCACCAGUGGUGGUGGUAACCCUGGUGGUUGCUGCAUCUCUCCCCUCUGCUGCUGGCUAGAGUAUCUUUGUGGCCAAGGAGCUGCUAUAGCCUGGGGUGGGGUGAUGCCCUCCUCUCCCUCUGGCUCUUUGCCCCAUAACUGGGGGGGGAAGGGGGAAGAAACAGGGCUGCCCUGGAGGUAACUGAGCCCCCUGUCAGGAGAGGGAGGCAAGCCCUAUUGACACAGGUUUUUCCUAAGGCUACAAGGUCCAGGCUGGUGGCCCAGGACCAUCAUGCUACCUUAAUAAAGAUUCUGGAAUAAAAUUGGCUUUGGCUUCUUGGAUUGGGAAGUUUUGUGGAUAAAAGCCUAUUUAUUCCUAGAUUGCAUGAGGUUGUGGAGGGUGAAAACUAAUGGUCUCAAGGGGGGGUCACGGGAGCCUUUUUGGUAAAAGGGUCAGGGUAAGUAUUUUAGCCUUUGUGGGCCUUAUGGUCUCUGCCCCAGAAAUAGUCCUGCUUUAUAUGAUGUAUUUGUUCCUAAAAAUCACUGCACUAUGCAAAGUUGCACCAUAAAAACCACAGGGUUUAUGGGAAAAAUGGGGUUUGGGGCCCAACACUCAAAACGUAGUGACUUUUUUUGAGAAAGGAAAUAAAGAGGAUAGCCGUUUUUACACAUUAAAUGGUUAAGACACUCCUAAGUACUAUAAAUAAGUCUCCUUAUCUUGAAAGACACCUAAAGUUUGCUUGUGGAAGGGAAGGCUAAAAGGAUGUGGGAAGAGUUAUAACACCAGAUGUGGGUGUGGCCCCCGACCCAGGAGGUGAACACAGUCGCUGAUACAUGUCUGAGGGCUGUGUGUGUGUGUUAUCUGCCUUAGGUCAGCUGGGUGUAGUAUUCAGCUUCCACCCAGUGUUUCUCAAGGACAAAACUGCACAUAAUCAAAUUUGCUCCCCAAAUACAAUAUAUGGGUUGGAACAAAUCCACCUGUAACAAAUGUGUGUGACUAAGACGGGGUUAGAGCAGGCUGUACUGACUGCUGUCGUAGUAUGAAAGCAUGAAUGCAAACAGAUGGGUGUGACUGUGUUCUCAUUUUGCUUACAGACACGAAAUUUGAAUUUCAUGUCAUUUUUACCUGUCACCAAAUAUUGUUCUUUUGAUUUUCUCCCCAAUCAUUUAUAAGUGCUAAAG